CCGGAUAUCCGGAUAUUAUGGCUCCGAUUACAGCACCCCGCCAUGCAUAAGUACGACAGCCAUUGAUAAAUCAGCUUGAAUCCACCCAUCAACAUCAAUCAACAAUCAAAAUGACCCUAACAGUCCACCACCUCAAGCGCUCCCAAUCCGAGCGCAUCAUCUGGCUCUGCGAAGAACUCAACAUCCCAUACGAGCUGAAAGUCUACGCCCGCGAACCGACCCUUUCAGCCCCAGAGCCAUACCGCAACAUCCACUGGUCCGGCACCGCCCCCGUCAUCCAAGAUGGCGAACUCGCCCUCGCCGAAUCCGGCGCUAUCGUGGAAUACAUCCUCUCCAAGUACGGCAAUGGGAAGCUGGUGAUCAAACCCGAUCAACCCAACUACGCAGACUACCUCUUCUGGUUCCACCACGCGAAUGGCAGCGUCCAGCCCACCAUCACCACGAUGGUGUUUGCGGAGUUUGCGAAAAUCUCCCCCGACGAUCCAGGACAGCUUAUCAUGCGCAAUCGAUUCCAGAUCGGCUUGAGCGGGAUGGAUAAGCGGCUAGGCGAGUUUGAGUAUCUCGCUGGGAAUGAGCUGACCGGGGCGGAUAUCAUGAUGGUUUUCUCGCUGACUACGAUGCGGUUGUUUUUGCCGUAUAGUUUGGAGGAGUUUCCGAAUAUCAUGGCUUAUUUGGACCGGGUUGGGAAGAGGGAAGCGUAUCAAAGGGCAAUGAAGAAGGGCGAUCCGGAUUUGAGGCCGGUUCUUGAUGGGAUUCCCCAGGAUACGUUCUUCUGAUUGAUCUGUAUAUACAGUUGACCAUCAUCAUGCUGAUGUAGCGAUAUGAUUAAAAGCUCCCCCAAUAAUGCAAAUCAUAAUCAACACCACCAGCCCUCCACAACGGCGCAGGAG
Molecule: messenger RNA, 890 nt
Organism: Aspergillus wentii DTO 134E9
Lineage: Eukaryota; Fungi; Ascomycota; Eurotiomycetes; Eurotiales; Aspergillaceae
Product: glutathione S-transferase family protein
Exons: 1
Coding region: 111-776 (221 amino acids)
Source: RefSeq, a predicted model, not a curated record